Messenger RNA from Yamadazyma tenuis ATCC 10573, 2241 nucleotides. It is a transcript of the gene BUD14, whose product is annotated as protein phosphatase regulator. Gene Ontology annotation, cellular component: microtubule cytoskeleton; cell tip. Gene Ontology annotation, molecular function: protein binding. NCBI's taxonomy places the organism in Eukaryota, Fungi, Ascomycota, Pichiomycetes, Serinales, Debaryomycetaceae. Gene Ontology annotation, biological process: establishment or maintenance of actin cytoskeleton polarity; intracellular protein localization. The record is from RefSeq and is a predicted model, not a curated record.
AUGCUGCACAACCCAUACACAUCGUCAGCACCGCUACUCUCUACGGCUGACAACUCGGCCCACUUGCUAAGCCCUCAUGCCAUUGCUAGAAAGGUCUCGAGCCUCUCGAACAGUUCCUCAACAUACUCGAACCAGACCCAGCAUUCAUUCACCUCUAAUCAGUCAUCGGCAUCGCAGGGCUCGGUGGUGGUAUCCAAGUCGGCAGACGUAUCCAAGGCAACCAUCCAGUCUUCAGUUUUGGACUAUAUCAAAAACAGCGACAGUGACUUCAAUCCCAACGAAUUGUUCCAGCAACGACAACAACGCAACUUCAUCACCAACUUCGACAAGACCCCCAGCCAGAAGCUACCGUCGCGGGCGGUGCCUGGGCCUGAGCCCCGUGAAACCAGUCCUCUUUCCUUUGAUCAGAACCAUAACGACCAGCAUAAUUCAGAUCUUGAUCUUGGUCGCCAACCUUUGGCAAUUGGCCUGGGUGACGAACUGGAGAUCCCCACCCGGAAAAAUAGUAGCAUAUUCUUCAAUGAUAGUUUUGAGGAAGAACCAGAAGACGAAAACUUCGAUGAUGACGAUUACGACUACGAUUAUGACGAUGCGGAGGACGACGAUGACAUGCCAUCUCCUCCACGGUCGCCUCCUCGAGAAAUCGAUCCAGGCAAGCUCUACGGCCUAUAUGACUUCUCGGGACCAGAUCCAUCCCAUUGUUCAAUUGCUAGAAAUGAGCCUGUUUAUCUCAUCAACGACCAGGAUAACUACUGGUGGUUGAUCAAGAAACUUACCAAACAGGAACGCGUCCAGUUGACGACCGAACGAAACUUGAACAAAAGUGAACAAGAAUUGAAUGAAGCCGGAGACGAGUAUCUUUUGUCUGACGAAGAAGACGGGAAAAUAGGGUUUGUGCCGGCUGAAUGUCUUGAAACAUACGGUGAACGAUUGGCUCGGUUGAACUGCUUUAAGAAUGAAGAACUCGAAAAGUCUUCUAGAGAUUUGUUGGUGUCGUCCAACCCCAGCAGCUCAGACAAUGUACUUGGGUCUCCGGUGAUUUUCCAGAAGACACCCGAUACAACUAUAUCUCGAUCAGGUAGUAUUCUUCGCGAUGGUACCAAACAAUUGAUCAACAAGCUGGUCACUUUCGAAGACUUAGGAGUGUUGGAACUCAAUGAGAAUAGUGACAGUGGUGGUGAAGACGAAGAGUUCCCUAGUCACUAUAAUAUUCCUGAAAUUGAGGAAAUCCAUAGAGAGAUCCACGCCGAUGACGAUAAAAAGUCAGAGAUUCUCAGUGAAACGUUCCCAUCAGAGAGUCCAUUGGUGAUAUCCAAGCGGAAAUCAACUUCAGGCUCUCCACUGCCACCCAAAGAUAUGAGCCUAAGCGAAAUCACUCCCGACACCCCUCAGAGUGACUAUCAAACUCCUAUACCGGCCCCGCUCAAUAUAUUUGCCAAAGAUAAUGUGUCGCCUGAGUAUAGGACUCCAGGCGAGUGCAAGUCUUCGGAAGAGAACGAAGAUGCUACGCCUGUUGAGAACUACAAGACUCCUCAAGAACACGACUACGACUACGGCAAUUUCACCGACGAAUACCUCGACGACAAAGACACCUGGACCCAAACCCCCACGUCUGAACGGUUACGCCGGUCUGAAAUUUUGACUCGUUUAAAUCAAGUUACUUCAGAUAUCCAGAACGAACUUGAUGGAUAUGACGAAGAUCUUGACUACAGAGACACCCAUCAGGUGUUUGGCACUGCCGAAGACAAAUAUCUCCUGGAUGACUAUGAUUCUCGGAACAGCUACCUCCUCUCAUUCCAAGAUCAGCGAGACCUGGUGGCAGAAAACGAUGAAGAUGAGGAUCUUGGUGAAUACAAAGGUUUUGACGAUAAAGAAAAAUAUCUUGACGAUAAGGAAAAAGUUCUUGACGAUAAAGCUCUUGGUGAAGAAGUAGGGUCUGGAUACGGUGAUAUUCUAGCCGAUCUCGAUCACGGUUCUGACUUGGACAAUCUUCCCCAAGACCAAUCCAGUCCUUUAAGACCGCAGACUAGUUUGCCUAAACCUACCACUCCGGACUCCAAGAUAUUGGCUGCAAGACGCAAGUCAACACCCGUUCAUGACAUGUUUGUGCCCAUCCUUGGCAAAUUCGAUGAGCUUGCUGAGAAGUUGGCUGAGAUAGAUGAUAUGCUCUGACCCUGCUCAAGCUUUGAAUGCUAGAGCUAUAAAUUGUGUACUAUAAUGUAAUAUUUGUGAGAAUUGCAA